CUCUCCUCUCCUGCAUGCGGUCUGAUGCAGCCUGAUCGGUGCUGGAAGCUUACGGUGGUGGUCUUGGUGCCCUGGUGGUGGUGUCCCCUUUUGUGUGCUGUGCAACCCCCGGUUUUCAUUUGGUUUCCCCGUUGUGUGUUUGCGUGCGUAAGUGACACGAGUGACUGGGGUGCUCCUUUUCCUGGAAUCCCUCUCGCCUCCCCAUUCCCCUCAACUGCCUACCAUCUUUAUAAGUAUACGCUGUCUUCAAAAAUGCCAGGCCAGGGAUCCAUGUUGAGGGAGUGUGUGGUCUGCAAUGCACAGCUUAAUGUGGCCUGCAAAACCUGCAAGCUCGAAAAAUCGCAGGCCCUUGGAGUAAGGCCUGUUUUGUUUGUCUCAAAACCUGGAAGGAAACCCUGUUCUUGGGUUUUGGCACCCCGUUGCCAGCUCUCAGAAACCUCCACCACAUGCCUGGAGAGGAUGAAGAGCCUGUAUGACAAGGCUGGUUACCACAAGACGCCACAGGACAACUGGGUGAACCCUCAUCUACCCCAGUUGAUCCCCCAGCUUGAACACAACUGGCUUCACCAGAUCCUCAGAAUGCCCCCAUGCAGAGUGAACCCUCAUCAACCCAUGCUGAUCCCCAGCUGGACCACCAAUGGCCUCACCAGACCCUCCAGUACCAGUGGCCCUUGAUCCCCCAGCAGCCUCAGUGGCCCCAGUGACCACACCACCACUGAUCAGGCCACCACUGACCACGCCACCACUGACCACACCACCACUGACCAUGCCACCACUGACCAGGCCACCACUGACCACACCACCAGCAGCCCAAAGUAGAAUCUUGGCAGCCUCAGCAGGACCACAUGCAGCCCUGACAGGAUCCCCAGCACACAGAACAUGGAAAAGGAAAGGGCCAACAAAUGAAGAUUGUGGAGUGAUAACCGUGCAAACUCUGGUGUGAUCCACCCCUUAACCUCCACCUUAGCCUACCAUCUUUAUAAGUAUACGCUGUCUUCAAAAAUGCCAAGCCAGGGAUCCACGUUGAGGGAGUGUGUGGUCUGCAACGCACAGCUUAAUGUGGCCUGCAAAACCUGCAAGAUAUGCAAAGCUGAGCAGCCACGAAAGUUGAGGCUCAAGAAUAAAAUUGAAAAUUUUGACAAGAAGCGUAAGAGCUGGGUCAAUACCCACAUGAA
Molecule: messenger RNA, 1175 nt
Organism: Epinephelus fuscoguttatus (brown-marbled grouper)
Lineage: Eukaryota; Metazoa; Chordata; Actinopteri; Perciformes; Serranidae
Exons: 10
Coding region: 25-675 (216 amino acids)
Source: RefSeq, a predicted model, not a curated record